CGAGUGCCAGGAAGUAAGGGUCGACACUGGCACUUCGGCCAUGGCCGCCUGGUGCCGUGUCUUGGCUGGUGUAGUGGUGGUGGUCAGUGUGGCACCACAACCCCUUCCUCCACCCUUCCCCGCUCCCACAGGGGAGGCACAGGCACCUGGGCACUCCAGUGCCACAGGGGAGGCACAGGCACCUGGGCACUCCAGUGCCACAGGGGAGGCACAGGCACCUGGGCACUCCAGUGCCACAGGGGAGGCACAGGCACCUGAGCACUCCAGUGCCACAGGGGAGGCACAGGCACCUGGGCACUCCAGUGCCACAGGGGAGGCACAGGCACCUGGGCACUCCAGUGCCACAGGGGAGGCACAGGCACCUGGGCACUCCAGUGCCACAGGGGAGGCACAGGCACCUGGGCACUCCAGUGCCACAGGGGAGGCACAGGCACCUGGGCACUCCAGUGCCACAGGGGAGGCACUACCAUCAACCUUCCCCAGUGUGAUGUGGAGGCGGGUGGGGAGGCGGCCGUCGGUGGAGGUGGAGGCGAGGCAGCUGCUAGCGGAGGUGGUGGAGCGGGAGAUGACUGGAUGCUCCCUAAUGCUGCUCUUCGACUCCCAUCCUGGCCUCUCCCCCCUGCCGCAGCCUCUGCAGCAGCACGCCCUCGGGGUCUCCCUCGUCCACGUGCCCUCACUGGCCCCCGAGGUCGUCUUCCAGCUCAAGGGCGCCCCUCGGAGCAGCGAGUCGCGGGUGUGUGGUGGCGUGGUGGUGGUGGCUUCAGCCGGGGACGAGGCGUGGCCGUGGCUGGUUGCUGGAGGCGUGGGGGCGUGGGCUGGACACGCCCACACCUUCCUGCUAAUCAUGCCCCGCGAGGGUGAAGAACGAGACGCCCUUGACCUAACCUCCUCCAUCCUUCUUCAUCCGGACUUCAGGUUCGAGGCCCAGGUGGUGGCCGCCACCAGGGACACGGACGGCUCCUGGUCCGUGUACACCACCACACUCUUCUCCGGCGACGCCAGAAUUUCCUUGGCGCGUGUGGGCACUUGGAGUCCCUCUUCGGGCUUCUGGCAGGACGUGAGACUCUUCCCUGAGGACAAGAUGGCGGACCUGCGUGGCUACACCUUCUCCGUGGCCGCCCUCACCUACUCCCCCUUCAUCAUGAACGCUGAUCUCUCCCUCAGCGGCCCGGGCAAGUACCGGGGACUGGAGGUACGGCUGCUGGACGUGCUGGCUGCCACGGCCAACUUCACGUACCGGUACGUGGCGCCUGAGGACAGCCAGUGGGGCAGGAGAGACCACAACGGCACCUGGACUGGCAUGAUUGGUAUGGUGAUACACGAGCAAGCCGACUGGGCCGUCAGUGACAUUACGUUCUCAGCCCAACGUGAGCUGUACGUGGACUUCUGCCAGCCCUUCGUCUACGACGCCUCCGAGCUGGUCACCCCGAGGGCCAAGCCCUUGCCGCGGUGGCUAGGUCCAGUCAGACCGUUCACAUGGCAGGUGUGGCUGGGGGUAGGUGUGGCUGUGGGUGUGGCUGCACCCUUCCUGUGUGCUGUGGCUCGCCUCUCUGCCCUCCUCACUAAUACACACGGAGCCACCUGGUUCAAGAAGAUUAAAAACGCUGCCAUGUUUGUGGUCGAGCCUGUGUUUCAGCGAGGCACGAAGCGAGGCAUGAAGGUGGUGCCAGGCAGGGUGUUCUCCGGGUUCUGGCUCAUCUUCUGCAUGAUCAUCGGCAUCUCCUACUCCUCCUCCCUCACCUCCUUCCUCAUCACUCCAGGCCUCCAGAGGCCCAUACAGAACCUCCACCAGCUCGUCACCUCCGAUAUUGGCUGGGCUAAGGUGUUCUUCGGCGGCAUUCAGAACGACCUACUGGAGGAGACGCACGACCCGGUGCUGAUCGCCCUGCGUCAAGGAGUGCAGUGGCGCGACUCUCUGGAGGAGAUCCUCCAUGAGGUGGUCAAGGGCAAGCUGGCCACUUGGGACAACAGCAUCACCACCCGGCUACUCAUCGCCAUCAAGUACACAGACUCCAAGGGCCAGCCCCUCGUCCACCUGCCAGGCUUCGAGCUCCUCCAGGAGAGAAUAGCCUGGCCCAUGCAACAGUAUGCUCCUUAUAAGCCAAGGUUUGACGAGCUGAUCAGCCGGGUUGUGGAGGGUGGCUUCGUGCAGGAAUGGCUCAAGAGCAUCAUCUUCGAAGAGCAGGCGCUGAGGCGGCAGGCGCUGAGGCGGCAGGCGCGCGGAGGCAGCGGUGAAGGGGAGGAGGAGGCGAGGGGCGAGAAGGAUCAGGUGGUGCUCAACCUGGAGCAUUUCGAAGGUCCCUUCUACGUGCUGCUGCUGGGCUGUCUGGCUGGCGGCGGCGUGCUGCUCCUCGAACUCCUCGCCAGCUUAGUGAAGAACUCGCCAGCUUAGUGAAGAACUCCUCGCCAGCUUAGUGAAGAACUCCUCGCCAGCUUAGUGAAGAACUCCUCGCCAGCUUAGUGAAGAACUCCUCGCCAGCUUAGUGAAGAACUCCUCGCCAGCUUAGUGAAGAACUCCUCGCCAGCUUAGUGAAGUGACACUAAAUUAAUGCAACUAGGCACCCCUCAAGGAGGCGUACUAUGUCCUACCUUGUUUAAUGUUCUAAUUAAUACCUUACUAAAAUCAGUCCCAACUGGUCCGGCAAACAUCACUAUCAGUUAUGCAGACGACAUCCUUUUGCAUACAGCGAAAUGCAGUCUUAAAUUGUAUACAUACAGCUUGUGAGAGCCUUGGUCUUGUAAUCAACGCUGCUUAUACUAAGGUAUUUAACAGACAAAUUGGCAACCGCAAAAGUGGACCACGAAAACUUAAGAUAGAUA
Messenger RNA from Procambarus clarkii (red swamp crayfish), 2820 nucleotides. Its product is annotated as glutamate receptor ionotropic, delta-1-like. Gene Ontology annotation, molecular function: ligand-gated monoatomic ion channel activity. The record is from RefSeq and is a predicted model, not a curated record. NCBI's taxonomy places the organism in Eukaryota, Metazoa, Arthropoda, Malacostraca, Decapoda, Cambaridae. Gene Ontology annotation, cellular component: membrane.